CGGUGAUGCUCGAGCUCUCGCAGCUCUGAGGAUGCAGCGGGGCGGAUGGAGGAGGAGGAGGAGGAGGAGGAGGUGAAAGACUGGAAGGCGGAGAACAGAAUGAACGGGUCGGGAAAGGGGAAGGAUGCGGAUUACGGUAGCCCUCCGGCCAGCCUGCCUACCGACGAUGGUUUUUCGGUCGUUUGACAUGAAGACCCCGCAGGCCCGCGGUUUGCUGAUACACUGAGCACGGAGGGAGAGCCUGUAGUUUAAUUAUUAUUUAAAUGAUCUGUGACACCGAAGGUUGCUUGGCUACAUUGUGAGGGUGAUUUGAUGUUGCAUUAGGCCACAUACUGUUUCGUAGUCUGAAAUAGGUUUCUUCUCAGCCGUUUCAUUUAAUGUCAUUUGACCGGAGAAAAAGAACAGAAAGUGACCCUGUCCCUCUACAUAUUUGUCGCUCAUCAUGGUUUUAUCCGUCAUUUUAGCAUCAUCGCCACCUGAUCUCCUCUCCGGUGCCGCUGCAGACUGAAUGUCAAACUGAACGGAGAGCCCUGAAGUCGAAACCAAACAUACCAAAAAAUUACAACUUCACUCUGCGUCGACAUGGAGUCGUCGACGUUGUUGACAGCUUUGUUUACAUGGACGACUUUGUUUGUGCUCAGCAGCGGUCAGUCCGCGCCGGACGCCUCGGGCCUGCCUCUAGCCAUCCGCGUGCCACUGCGGCAAGGCGCUCGCGCUGAACAGCCAUCGCCGCUGCCACCCGCCGCGGCCGUCAACCGCGAGCGCGGCAGUACGGGGAGGUUAGCUGCGCGCAGGCGGAGAGGAGCGGCGGCAUCGGCGGGAGGUAUCAGCUUCGUGGACAUGAUCGAUAACCUGCGUGGGAAGUCCGGCCAGGGGUACUACGUGGAGAUGGCCGUGGGGUCUCCUCCGCAGAAGCUGAACAUCCUGGUGGAUACAGGAAGCAGUAACUUUGCUGUCGGGGCAGCUGCUCAUCCCUUCCUGCGCAGAUACUACCACCGCUCACUCUCCACCUCGUACCGUGACCUUGGCAGAAGUGUGUAUGUUCCUUACACCCAGGGUCGCUGGGAAGGGGAGCUGGGCACCGACCUUGUCUCUGUGCCACAUGGCCCCAAUGCCACGCUGCGUGCCAACAUUGCUGCAAUCACCCAGUCAGAUCGCUUCUUCAUCAAUGGAUCCAACUGGGAGGGAAUCCUGGGACUGGCUUACGCUGAUAUAGCCCGGCCUGACGAGACAUUGGAGCCUUUCUUUGACUCUCUGGUUCGCCAGACGCCUGUCCCCAACCUCUUCUCUCUCCAGUUGUGUGGAGCCGGCUUUACCCAAAACUACUCCCUGGGCAGUUCUACUGUUGGCGGCAGCAUGAUCAUUGGAGGAGUGGAUCCGUCACUGUAUGUAGGAGAACUUUGGUACACUCCCAUCCGCAGGGAGUGGUACUAUGAGGUCAUUAUCGUUCGCAUUGAGGUAAAUGGGCAGGACCUCAACAUGGACUGUAAGGAGUACAACUAUGAUAAGAGCAUCGUGGACAGUGGAACCACCAACCUUCGACUGCCUAGAAAAGUCUUCCAGGCUGCGGUCAAGGCUAUUGAAGCGGCUUCUUCGACAGAGCAGUUUCCCUCUGGGUUCUGGCUGGGGGAGCAGCUGGUAUGUUGGCAGGCCGGCACGACACCCUGGCACAUCUUCCCAGUCAUCUCCCUCUACCUGAUGAGUGAAAACCGUAACCAGUCGUUUCAAAUCUCCAUCCUGCCACAGCAAUACCUGCGGCCAGUAGAGGAUGUAGCGUCGGCCCAGGAGGACUGCUAUAAGUUUGCCGUGUCGCAGUCGAGCACUGGGACAGUUAUGGGCGCUGUCAUCAUGGAGGGCUUCUAUGUGGUCUUUGACCGAGAGAAGAAACGUAUCGGCUUUGCUGUUAGCACCUGCCACGUUCACGAUGAGUUUCGCACGGCCUCUGUAAAGGGCCCGUUCCAUGGCGUCGAUCUGGAGGACUGCGGCUACAACAUCCCCCAGACAGACGAGUCCACUCUUAUGACCAUCGCCUACAUCAUGGCGGGUAUCUGUGCUCUGUUCAUGCUGCCACUCUGUCUCAUGGUGUGCCAGUGGCGCUUCGCCCGCUGCCUCCACCCACACGGGGACUUUGCUGACGACAUAUCACUCCUUAAGUGAACAAGGAGAAGACAGGGACAAAAGGAGCCAUGAAGACCUACACUUGAAACACUGGACCGAGCUGGAUUGUGGUAAAAGGGAUGUACAAUGUUAUAAAAUGGUGCUGUUGAAAGAGAGUUUUGAGAAAGUUUUUCAGGAAUAUAAUAUAUAAAAAUAUAGGAAACGCAGGCAUACAGUGAACACACAGUGAGCCCAGCUGCUCUCAAAUGAGAGAGGAUAAGAGGAUUACUAGAGCCAUUACUGACAUAAAGGAGGAACAAGAGAAAGUCGGUCUCAUCACAGGCAGAUCUGCCUCUUUCCUGUAAACUACCUAUGCAGAUUAGAUCAGCACAGAGGUGGGAAAAUAAAGUGAAAUAAAAAAAUCUUCCUAUUGUUAUAAACAGUGUAUAAAUAGACCACAGAGAUGCAUCAGAUAUGGAACUUCUGAAGGUCUCUUAACACUGCAGAGCUCCACGUGUGAUUUUGGCUUUGGGGAAAAUUACUGGGCAAAUAUAAUUUACAAACAUGAAGCAACUGGUGACCUGGAUGUGCAUACAAGAUGGGAAUCCAUCAUGGACAUGGUUUGUUAUGGUAUGAUUUGAACAUACCGUAUGAACGUGUGUGCGUUUAUAGAUCUAUUUGUUGCUUACGAGUAAAUGAAACAAGUUUGAUAUGUGUGAGCAUGCCUGUAUGUAUGUGUGCAUAGCUGUAUUGUAAGUGAAGAGUAUACCGGAAGAUUUUAUGAAAAUGAAGAUGACACUUAUGAAAAUGAUAACUACUGAGUAUGAAUAGCGUCUAUGAAAUUACACUAUUUUGCAAACGCCAGCAAAGAAUUCUGCAAUGCAAAUUAGUAAGCAUAAACAGGUUGAUUUGAUGAAAUAACAGCAUUUUACUGUAUGAAAUCGGUUUUGCUUAAUAUGAAACAGAGACUACUGAACAGUCAGUAUCAGAUGUCACUUUUUCUUCUUCUAUUGAUAGCUUAAAUGUAUCUAUUGUACAUAAGAUUUGUGCAUUCCAGAUCUUCUAUUUGCGCAGGCACAUAAAAAAACACACACACACACACACACACACACACACACAAAACACAUUGCUUAUCCUUGCAAACUACUGCUGCACCAUCUGAUGAUUUGCACACGUGACAACACAUUACAUGUUAACAAACCGAGACUUAAUAGGGCUUCUCUCACAGACACAGAAACAGCCUAACUCACUACAUCUUUCUAUGGGGACCAUAUAUGCUUGGACAAGGAAACCAGCCCAAAGUAUGUUACACACUAAAGAACACAAUGUAUGUCUACAAGGGACAGUUUGUAUUGUCUCUGAGCAAGCUGUAAAUAGAAAAACUCAGAACUGUAUAUUUAUCUGUCAGGCGCUGGCAGCACUGUUGAACCAAUAAAGUACUUAUUGUAACUGUAA
Messenger RNA from Thunnus maccoyii (southern bluefin tuna), 3552 nucleotides. It is a transcript of the gene bace1, whose product is annotated as beta-secretase 1. The transcript is spliced from 9 exons. Gene Ontology annotation, cellular component: membrane; trans-Golgi network; endosome. Lineage: Eukaryota; Metazoa; Chordata; Actinopteri; Scombriformes; Scombridae. Gene Ontology annotation, molecular function: aspartic-type endopeptidase activity. The record is from RefSeq and is a predicted model, not a curated record. Gene Ontology annotation, biological process: membrane protein ectodomain proteolysis; amyloid-beta metabolic process. The coding region runs from base 583 to 2157 and encodes 524 amino acids.